Messenger RNA from Macrosteles quadrilineatus (aster leafhopper), 4983 nucleotides. RefSeq lists its product as uncharacterized. The transcript has 10 exons. The record is from RefSeq and is a predicted model, not a curated record. The coding region runs from base 760 to 1824 and encodes 354 amino acids. NCBI's taxonomy places the organism in Eukaryota, Metazoa, Arthropoda, Insecta, Hemiptera, Cicadellidae.
UGUUUUUUUGUCUAACAAAAUAAUGGUAGAGUUUUGAGUUUAUCGUCGCAUUAUCUUAUCUUGGGAAUUGAAGUUGUUCUGAAAUAAUGAUUUUGUGAUUUUCUCACUAACGACACACAAAACCGUUUCUGUAAGCAUCGAACACAUUACUCUUGUCUAAGAAAAAAAUUUUAGACACAUUUUAAAUUUAAACGCCCGUCCCAGGCCACUGGAGACCGUGAUUCCGAUUGAGACAUCCGAAGCUAUGAAGAAUGGAGAGAGAGAGACUCUACAACCUGAUAAAAACUUAAAAGUUACCUCAUUCAUUAGGUUCAAAUAAGUUAACUUAUUUCAAUCAUGAUGGAUACCCAGCAAUUUUAUAGUCACUGGCCUCCAGAGAGAGUGGUUGGUUAGAGUGGUUUGUAAAACAACAUUGACAUUGGUGUGAACUGAAGAACCGAACAAGAGCAGUGUGGAAUUCAUCACAUGCUAGCUGAGGUGUGGGACAAAUUUGAGGAUCGCCUAGAUGUAUGAUUAAAACUUAUAAAGGGGGGUCAUUUGAGCUUUUAAAUGUUGCAGGUGUUCACUGAUGGAUUCUUUGGGCAGACUGAACCAAACAUCUGUAUAGCGAAACUGUGAUCAACCUAAAGGAAAAUAUUGUACAAUAUGGAAACAAAUUGAUAAAAAGAAAGAGCACUCUAAUUUCAGUUUGCUUAAUUAUUUUCACUGUUUUACGUUUAAAGAAAAUCAAUUGAACUUAGACUGUUUUGUUAUUAGACCAUGAAAAUGGCUCUUAUUGAUGUAGCUAAGGCUUCUCUUGGAGAACUCAAUUUAUUUCACUGUUUGGUAAUGACUAUCAUAGCUCUACCAUUCCUCAACAUCAUAUACACCAAAGGUCUGAAGAUGCUGCUGACUAAAGUAGGUUUCCAAAUCACCUACAUCCACACACUAAUUGCAACAUUCUGGGGUAUUAGUUUCAAGUUAAUAAGCUUGAUAACUAUUUAUGGACAUCUUGAAGGAAACUGGAACUUACUGGAUUGGAGAUCAAGACUGGAUGAUGAGUUGACUAAAUGUAAAGUUCAUGAAAAAACCAUAGUUCACGGAUUCAAUACAGUUUUUGUCCUGCAUACUGCUUUUUUGAUCCAAGACUUUCUAGACACGUUGGUUACUAAAGGCUAUAAAAAUGUUGAGUUUCUACGGAAACAGUUGUUUUUGGCCAUAUAUAUUUUGGCAAGUUACCAAGGUUGCUCCAUGUUUGGGCUGUCUCUCUUGUUUGUAUCUGAUUGUUCUGAAGUUGUUGAAUUGGGAAGCCGACUGAUUUUCCUGAUAUCUACACAUACUACAUCCCGAGUAUUACGGAGUGUGUCCAAAAUUAUACUGGCUUUCGCGCUGUACUGGUGGGUCCUUACUUAUCUGUACACCUACCCAGUAUUUUUAACCCAUAACAAAACGAUGGCAUCCUCAAUGAUGAAGGCAGACUUAAUUAUGUUGAUCGUGAUGGAUACGUUGACAUGGGUCUAUCUUAUUUUCACCAUCAUUGCUUCUACAUUUACAAGAAUAAUGGCAAGCUUGGCUUUCCAAUCUAUUGAUAGACCACAAACUAUGGAAUUCUUCCUGCUCGGCUGUGAUCCAUGGAUUGCAAAAUGGACUAGGCCAUCAAUAUUACUCGAUUCUGAACCCGUGUUGCCUGAACAAGUCAGAACGAAUCUGAACACGUUGAGAGCAUCCAUACGAGCUAGAAACAUCAUUAUGCGAAAAGUUAAAAAAUUAAGAGAGAAGAAAAUCAACACUGCACGUGGUUCUUCAGUAUGCGUUGACAGCAACGAUGAUGAACCCACAAACUAGAUGAUGGUACGAGUUCUUAUGGGAUACAUAUUUGUUGAAGAGGGAGUUAAGGAGACCAAAUUUGACUUCCUUUAUACUCAGUGGUUAAUACUCGGUGUUUGUUUGGUUAGUGCGCUACAAGAGAGUAGUCACAGCUCAAUAUGUUAGUGUUUAGUUUUUUAUGAACACUUGUGCCUUAAGAAAUUGACAAAGCAAGAGCAUUACAGUUUUUAUGGGUUUUUUUUUCUUUUUAAUUGUAAACUUAAUUAUAAUGACAAAGACUGAAUUGUUAUAUGUAGUAGUUUUAAGUUUAGGUCUAUUUUUGUUACCAACUACUUAGUCAACUGUUAUUGUUUAAAUAUUAUCCUUUAGUUGUAAGUUUUGGGUUUCUAAUUUUUUUACAAAUUUCCAUUGGUACCUAUUUGUUGAACAUUUGGUCUAAAAGAUAAAAAUAUCUGUAGACAUUGCCUAACUCUUCAGCUGAAUUUAAAUUGUGGGUGUUUAAUGCCAAGUUACUCUUAAAUAGAGUACUUACCUAAAUAAAUACUUUACGUCUUUUGAAAAGUAGUGUGGAUACUGGAUACUUCCGAUCAUCUGUGCAGUUUUCAAUUUGCAGAGUGUUUGAAAAUGGGUCAUUUUACCCAAAACGAGUAACCCCAGAUUAAUUAAAUAUUGAAGUCUGACAAAAAGGUAUGUAACCUAUCAUAUUAUUUGUCUUUUUUACUUCUGGCAAUAAAUCGGGGACUUAACCAUUCCAACACUAUAGGAGGAUAUAUCCGCUAGCAUUUUGUGCAUAGCGGACGGUAGGCCAAUUAUUACAACAGUUAUUGUUAUAGUUGAUUGUCUAUAACAUCAUUCAUAUUCGUAAAAACGUCCUUUUAUUCAAUUUUUUUCUUAUAUAAAAUAAUUUUGCUUUCUGUAUUCAUACAGGCUUUCUGCCAAGGGUCAACAUUUUGAUCACUUCAGCUAAAGCUUUUACCAGAAAAAGUGACUGUAAAGAACGUAGCGAAUCUUUCAGUAGUAUAUUUGUAUUUUCCUGCAAUUCUUUAAGUGUCCAGUGACUUUGAACAGCAUCAAGAUACACAUCUGGUAUGUGGAUACUGGCAGAUUGUAGUCUUUCCCUUGAAAUGAAGCCUUCAUCUCAGCAGAGCCCAGUUGAGGCAGUCAUGUCAGUUGAUGACCGCAGUGAUGGAACGAGUACAACUGCUUUAAUGAGGUGUAAGCAGUCUGGGUGUGAGAAGGCAGACGACACGUAGGGAGGAUGUAAAUAUCAACAUGUUCAAAGCUCAAAGCUAUCAUCUGCUUGCAGAAUUUGUUGUUGGAGAAUGAGUUUACCAAGAAAAAAUCAGUGAAUUGUUUCAUUUCUAGCAGCCUCUCUAUGAUGCUUAUGGGCCUUGGUUCUUGGUUCACCAUCAUUUCCUAUCCCUGCUGACACAGGUACCUACUCGUACUCUCGAAUAUGACCUUUAAACUGCCUGGCACCCAAUAUAGUAGCUGGUACAUCAUUUUAAGGUCUUCUGUCAACUGGUUUCCCAUCAUGUGGACUGCACCCGCACCAGAUUCUGGCAUCUCAACAAUUUGCUUCAAGUUGGUGGUGACAAGCUUUGUUCCAAGGGAAAAACUACGAUCUGCCAAUAUCCCAGUAUUAUUUCCCAUCCCUGCUGAUGCAGGUACCCUCUCAUACUUUCGAACAUGGCCUUCAAAAACCAUCUGGCACCCAAUAUGGUACAUCAUCUUAAGGUCUUCUGUCAACUGAUUUCCCAUCAUGCGGACCACACUAGAUUCUGCCUUCUCAACAAUUUGCUUCAUGUUGGUGGUGAUAAGCUCGUCCUCCACUACUUUUACAAUUUUCAGUUUUGUCAUCUCGUUGAAACAACCAUCAGCCCUUUCAGCCUCUUUACAAAUAUAUUGCAUAAAUUCUUCAGAUAAUCUGCUGUGUUCCCCUGCAUUAUUAUCCUUUGGCUUUCACUCUUGAAGAAGGCAAUGAUUGUUGUAGGAAUGGAAGUUCACUUGGUUGAAAAUACUCAACUGAAUAGCCAGUCCUUCACUGGGUCACCCCGCCCCGAUGAUAAAUUCCCUUUAAAUGAAACUUUAAGCUUGAAAUUUAGCAGGAUUAAACUUCCACAAAUGAAAAAUAAUGUUGGAGACGAUAGGAGAUCCAGACACGAUGACAAGAAUUAAUGAAGAAAGGAAACGUGAAGUAGAAGCUGCUGUUAUGAGGGUUAUGAAAGCUCGUAAGAUUGUCAAGCUCGAUAUGUUGAAGUGAUCAAAAUGUUAAGUCCCUGACUUAUUGCCGCCAAAGAGUUUAUCAAGAUUAGGACUGAAGAUCUGGUAGAGAGGAGAUUUAUUGCCAGGAGUAAAAAAGACAAGCGAGUCUAUGAGUAUGUGGCUUAAAAAUAAGAGCCAGAAGUGCGUUUCAAAACUGCACAGAUGACCUGAAGUAAUUCAUCUACACUAUUUUACAAAAGACGUACACUCCUUUAAACCCUUUGUCAAACUUACAUCUUAAAUUGAUUUUCCGUAGAGUAACACUAUCUCAGCUGAGGAAAUAAAAUAGUUAAAUCAAUUGUUCACAGUUUUUCUUUUUUAAUAUGAAGGCUUAAUUACAUAGUAAUCAAAGUACAAUUUUUAACCAUCCAUUUUUAGCCUAUUAUUAUUGUAUUUUAAGUUCAUCCUAACACUAGUGCCUUCUAGUGAGCAAUUGAACAAUUUAGCGUUUGCCAUUUCUUGAUAUUUUUCUGCCAUGAGACAAAGGAAAGUAAAAGCUGUAAUAUUGAUAUGAUGAUUUUCAUUAUUCAAAGUUAUCAUGGCUUAUCCAUAAGAAACUAGUAUCAUGUUAAAAAAUGUUUGGGCACAUUAACUUUAUACUAUUAUGAUGUUAAAACUCAUAUCUUGUUAAGAGAGGUUUUACUAUAACUAAAGUAAUUUAAACCAAAUUGUAUCAGUUUUGCCUAUUUUAUCUGAUGUAGAAACUUUAAACAUAAGUCUUGCCAGACAAGAAUAAGCCAAAUGUGAAAAUUUGUUUAGCUUGAAAUUGUAAGUUGUAGAAUUUACAUUUAAGACUCAAAUGUUACAUUUGUAAUUAGCAAGGUACCUACUAUUUAUUCCUUAUCACAAUACUUGUAUCAGUAGUAACUCUUUGGUUUUUCUUUAUGUACUUCAUAAUUAAAAUAUGUUACC